Messenger RNA from Acanthisitta chloris (rifleman), 1566 nucleotides. RefSeq names its product GRAM domain containing 1B (gene GRAMD1B). Lineage: Eukaryota; Metazoa; Chordata; Aves; Passeriformes; Acanthisittidae. The record is from RefSeq and is a predicted model, not a curated record. Gene Ontology annotation, molecular function: sterol transfer activity; sterol binding. Gene Ontology annotation, cellular component: endoplasmic reticulum-plasma membrane contact site; plasma membrane; endoplasmic reticulum membrane. The transcript has 12 exons. The annotation marks the transcript as partial. Gene Ontology annotation, biological process: intracellular sterol transport.
CCUUUGUGUCCAAAGGAGCUCUGGCACUUUGUCCACCAGUGUUAUGGGAACGAGCUGGGUCUGACCAGUGAUGAUGAAGAUUAUGUGCCUCCUGAUGAUGACUUCAACACAAUGGGCUACUGUGAAGAAAUCCCUGUGGAAGAGAAUGAAGUAAAUGACAGCUCCUCCAAGAGCAGCAUGGAGGCCAAGCCAGAAGCUAGUCCUCAGCUGCCAAAGAAAUCUGUCACUGCCAGCACACUGACAUCCACGGGGAGCAGUGAAGCACCACCCUCGUUCGAUGGAGUGCUCCCAGAAGAGGAGGAGGCAGUGGCAGAGAGUCCUGUGGAGAAAGACCUUGGCAUUGCAAAUAUCAUGGGAGAGAAGAUUGACAUCAUAGGCCCUGUGAACUCCCCUUCCCUGGACUUCAACGACAACGAGGACAUUCCCACUGAGCUCAGUGACUCGUCAGACACCCAUGAUGAAGGGGAAGUCCAGGCCUUCUAUGAGGACCUGAAUGGCCGUCAGUAUGUGAAUGAGGUGUUCAACUUCAGCGUGGACAAGCUGUAUGACCUGCUCUUCACUGACUCCCAGUUCCAGAGGGACUUCAUGGAGCAGCGUCGCUUCUCUGAUAUUAUCUUUCACCCCUGGAAGAAGGAAGAAAAUGGCAAUCAGACCAGAGUGAUCUUGUACACCAUUACCCUCACCAACCCUCUGGCCCCCAAAACUGCCACAGUCACUGAGACACAGACAAUGUACAAAGCCAGCCAAGAAAGCGAGUGCUAUGUCAUAGAUGCAGAGGUGCUAACUCACGACGUCCCCUACCAUGAUUAUUUCUACACCAUUAACCGCUACACGUUGACUCGUGUUGCCAGAAACAAAAGCCGACUCAGGGUUUCCACAGAGUUACGUUACAGGAAACAGCCUUGGGGGCUGGUGAAAUCCUUCAUUGAGAAGAAUUUUUGGAGUGGCCUGGAAGAUUAUUUCCGUCAUUUGGAGAGUGAACUGACCAAAACUGAGAGCACAUACCUGGCUGAGGUGCACAGACAAUCCCCCAAAGAGAAGGUGAGCAAACAAUCGACCGUGCGCCGGAGGAAACGGGCACAUGCCCACCUGAGGGUGCCACACCUGGAGGAGGUGCUGAGCCCUGUCACCACCCCCACGGAUGAGGAUGUGGCACAUCGAAUCAAGCACGUGGCAGGUUCCACUCAGACAAGGCACAUCCCUGAGGAGAGCCCCAGUGGCUUCCACCUGCAGAGUGUCUCCAAGCUGCUCCUUGUCAUCAGUUUUGUUCUGGUGCUGCUGGUCAUUCUCAACAUGAUGCUGUUCUACAAACUCUGGAUGUUGGAAUAUACUACACAGACGCUCACAGCAUGGCAGGGCUUGAGGCUGCAGGAGAGGUUACCCCAGUCUCAGACAGAGUGGGCCCAGUUACUGGAGUCCCAGCAGAAGUAUCAUGACUCAGAGCUACAGAAGUGGCGUGAGAUCAUCAAAUCCUCCGUGAUGCUCCUGGACCAGAUGAAGGAUUCACUAAUAAAUCUCCAGAAUGGCAUCGGGUCCAGGGACUUCGGGUCAGAUCCAGAGGAGAAA